GGCAGUACAGGAUGCUGUGUGUGAGAGAAGGAUGUUUGGGUCAGCAAACAUCUGGUGAGAAAUGGGAUCUGAAUGCCCAGGUUUUGCAUUCCUGCAUGUAAGGAUCUGAAGCGUGUGAGCAGUGGCUGCACAGACCACGGUUUGGACUGACCCUCCUCGAACUGAGGCUUGCUGAUGAUGAAUGGAACAGCCAAUGUGAACGCAGCUGGACGUAGCCAUUAUGCCUCCUCAAUCCCUGUGCCCAGAGCUGCAUCCCACAGCAAGAUACAUACUCUGGCAGCAUCUCCAAAGUUGCCCCCAAGGCAAAACAGUGUGGGAGCUGUUCCUUCCCAAAGGGCAUCCUCUCCCAGGACGGGAAGGGGGUUGGUUGGCUCAGGCAAUGGUAAUGCCAAAGGAUGCAAGCAGAAGGUCAUUCCCAAGGUCUCAGCAGCUGCAAGCCCUGGACAGGAGAAAGCAGAGGGGGCUGAGAAUCAUGGUGGGGUAGAAGGAAUGGAAUCCGGUCUCAGUUUGAACACAGUGUCUGGCUGCAGCAGCCCCCGGGGAGCACAGAAGACCAGUCCCAGAGCCACUGGAACAGCCAAAAAAUCUGUAGCUCAAGCAGCUGAGAAAGGGAAAGACACUUCAAAACAUGGAGAAGAUUGUACCAGCCUUGGUGCCAAGAAGAGUCUUGUUAAGCCCAGCUCAGUUUCUGAGCCUACAAAAACCUCUCACCUCCCAGGGAAGAGCCCUUCUCAUCUCAGCCUGUACAGUGAGACUUUGUUGUCCAGGCCUUCAGAAGGACCAAGCAUGAAGAGACCUCAGAGCUGUCCAGUGAAAGGUCAGUGGGUUUCAGAAGUCAACUGGAAAGGAAGUGGAGUGUCCAAGCUGGAGGAUAAGCCUCAGGUGAUCUCACUGGACACGAGCAACCUUAACAAGGGGCCUGCACUACACACUGGACCCAUCAGUUUUUCUUCUGUGCCUCAGCACAACCAUCCUGUUACGGCCACGGUGGCCCCUUUCCACUAUCGGAGGCAGGGUGAAAAGGACCGGACCAGCCUCUCUAAGGAGGAGCAUGCACGUGAGGAGCACCCGAGUCCGACUGAAGGUUCUGAUCUCAGUUUGAGAGGCGUGGAUCCUGAAUCCCAGAGAAAGAGAACAGUGCAGAAUGUACUGGAUCUGCGGCAGAACCUGGAGGAGACCAUGUCCAGCCUACGGGGUUCCCAAGUAACUCACAGCUCGCUGGAGAUGACGUGUUAUGACAGUGACGAAGCCAACCCCCGCAGUGUAUCCAGCUUGUCAAACCGCUCCUCCCCCCUCUCCUGGCGCUAUGGUCAAUCCAGCCCUCGCCUGCAGGCCGGGGAUGCCCCUUCAGUGGGUGGGGGAUGCCGCUCAGAAGGCACCCCCAGCUGGUACAUGCACGGGGAGCGAGCUCAUUAUUCCCACACCAUGCCUAUGCGCAGCCCCAGCAAGCUUAGCCACAUUUCUCGCCUGGAGCUUGUUGAAUCUCUUGAUGCUGAUGACGUCGAUCUCAAGUCUGGGUACAUGAGUGACAGCGACUUAAUGGGCAAGACUAUGACUGAGGAUGAUGACAUCACCACUGGCUGGGAUGAGAGCAGCUCCAUCAGCAGUGGCCUCAGCGAUGCCUCAGACAACCUCAGCUCAGAAGAAUUCAAUGCCAGCUCCUCGCUCAACUCCCUGCCUUCCACCCCCACAGCUUCCCGUAGGAACUCUACCAUAGCGCUGCGCACAGACUCAGAAAAGCGCUCAUUGGCAGAGAGUGGGCUAAACUGGUACGGUGAGCCAGAGGAGAAAGCUCAGAAGAAGAUGGAUUAUGACAGCGGGAGUCUGAAAAUGGAGCACAGUUCUUCCAAGUGGCGCCGGGAGCGCUCUGAAAGCUGCGAUGAGGCACCAGGAAAAGGAGGAGAGCUGAAAAAGCCAGUUAGCUUGGGCCCUCCAGGGUCCCUAAAGAAGGGCAAGACACCCCCUGUGGCUGUAACCUCCCCUAUUACGCACACAGCCCAGACUCUCAAAGUGGCAGGUAAACCUGAACCAAAAGCAACGGACAAGAGCAAGCUGUCUGUGAAGAAUGCAGGCCUGCAACGCUCUUCUUCUGAUGCUGGCCGAGAUCGAUUGUCAGAUGCCAAAAAACCUCCAUCUGGACUCACCCGGACCACCACCUCUGGCUCCUUCGGCUACAAGAAGCCACCGCCUGCAACUGGGACUGCUACCGUGAUGCAAGCUGGUGGCUCAGCCACACUUGGCAAGAUUCAGAAGACCUCCAGUAUCCCUGUCAAACCUGUAAAUGGGAGGAAAACCAGCUUGGAUGUCUCUAAUGCUGGGGAACCUGGCUUCAUGGCCCCAGGGGCUCGCACCAACAUCCAGUACCGAAGCCUCCCUCGUCCAGCCAAGUCUAGCUCCAUGAGUGUGACUGGAGGGCGCAGUGGCCCACGGCCUGUAAGCAGCAGCAUUGACCCCAGCCUCCUCAGCACCAAAGGGGGCAUUUCUGUGUCACGGCUCAAGGAGCCUUCAAAAAUUGGCACAGGCCGGAGUACACCAGUGCCCGUAAAUCAGACAGACAGAGAGAAGGAGAAGGCCAAAGCCAAGGCUGUAGCUCUGGACUCUGAUUGUGUCUCGCUGAAGAGUAUUGGUUCCCCUGAAAAUACCCCCAAGGCUCAAAGUGGCCACCAGACUCCUGCCAAAGUGGCUGAGCUACCACCAACACCACUCAGGUCAGCUGCCAAAAGCUAUGUCAAAGCCCCUUCUUUGGCCAACCUGGACAAGGUGAACUCUAACAGUCUGGAUCUUCCCUCCUCAACUGAGCUCCACCAGAUGCACAGUGGGAAAUUGUCGGAGCCACAUCCCACUGCAGUGGGUGUGGGUACCCACCUCACAUCAUGCUUCACACCAAGCCCUGCACCCGUCCUAAACAUAAACUCUGCUAGCUUUUCCCAGGGCCUGGAGCUCAUGGGUGGCUUCAGCAUCCCCAAGGAAACCCGCAUGUACCCUAAGCUUUCAGGGCUGCACAGGAGCAUGGAAUCGCUGCAGAUGCCUAUGAGCUUGCACAGUGCAUUCUCUACAGGCAACACAAAUGCUCCCACCACUGCUCCUGCUCCUCCUGUCACUGCUGAAGAAGAGCCUAGUGAGAUGGCCUGGACAGGAAGCCCCAGAAUCAGUCACCUGGACAGGUAUCAAAUCCAGUCCCAAGAAGAUGGCAAGGAGAGACGGCACUCCCACAUGAUUGGAGGGCUGCAGGAAUCAGAUGACCAGUCUGAUCUGCCCUCCCCACCCCCUCUAUCCAUGUCAUUGGUUGGAAAGGCACCACUGACCAAUAUCGUGAGUCCCACAGCAGCCAACACCCCAAGGAUCACCCGCUCUAACAGCAUUCCUACCCAUGACUCUACCUUCGAGUUAUACAACGCCUCCCCCAUGGGUAGCACCCUCUCCCUGGCAGACCGGCCCAAAGGCAUGAUCCGUUCGGGCUCCUUCCGUGACCCUGUGGAUGAUGUUCAUGGAUCCGUGCUGUCCCUGGCGUCCAGUGCUUCCUCCACUUACUCCUCAGCUGAGGAGAGGAUGCAGUCUGAGCAAAUCCGUAAACUGCGCCGUGAACUAGAGUCAUCCCAAGAGAAGGUGGCCACACUGACGUCCCAGCUCUCCGCCAAUGCUAACUUAGUAGCAGCCUUUGAACAGAGCUUGGUGAACAUGACAUCCCGCCUCCGACAGCUUGCAGAAACUGCAGAAGAAAAGGACACUGAGUUGGUGGACCUUCGAGAGACCAUUGAUUUUUUGAAGAAGAAGAACUCAGAAGCCCAGGCUGUUAUCCAGGGGGCCUUGAAUGGAGCCGAUAUCACACCCAAAGAACUGCGGAUCAAGAGGCAGAACUCAUCAGACAGCAUCUCCAGCCUGAACAGCAUCACCAGCCAUUCUAGCAUUGGCAGUGGCAAGGAUGCAGAUGCCAAGAAGAAGAAGAAGAAAAGCUGGUUGAGGAGCUCCUUCAACAAGGCUUUCAGCAUCAAGAAGGGCCCCAAAUCUGCCUCCUCUUACUCUGACAUAGAGGAGAUUGCAACCCCUGACUCUUCAGCACCAUCAUCCCCUAAACUGCAGCAUGGAUCCACAGAGACUGCCUCUCCCUCCAUCAAAUCCUCCAACUCUUCUUCUGUUGGCAUUGACAACACUGAGCUUUUCCAGACCAAUGAAGAGGAAGAACCUGAGAAAAAGGAGGUCUCAGAGCUGCGCUCAGAGCUGUGGGAGAAGGAAAUGAAAUUGACGGACAUUCGUUUGGAAGCUCUAAAUUCUGCCCAUCAGCUGGAUCAGCUGCGUGAAACUAUGCACAACAUGCAGCUGGAGGUGGAUCUGCUGAAAGCAGAGAAUGACCGGCUGAAGGUGACCCCUGGGACAUCCUCUGUGCCAAGCUCCAUCCCAAGCCACAUCCUGAGCUCAUCUGCCUCCUCGUCCCCAAGGCGAUCUCUGGGUCUCCAACUAGCUCAUCCUUUCAGUCCCAGCCUGGCUGAUUCAGAGCUGUCACCAAUGGAUGGCAUCACUGCUGGUACCCAGAAGGAUGAGGUGACGUUGCGAAUUGUAGUGCGCAUGCCGCCUCAGCAUAUCAUCAAAGGGGACCUGAAACAGCAGGAGUUCUAUCUGGGCAGCAGUAAAGUGAAUGGGAAACUGGACUGGAAGAUGCUGGAUGAAGCUGUCUGCCAGAUCUUCAAGGACUACAUCACCAAGAUGGAUCCUGCUGCCACACUGGGGCUCAGCAUGGAGUCUGUCUACGGCUACAGCAUCAGCCAUGUCAAGCGGGUCUUGGACACAGAGCCACCGGAGCUGCCGCCGUGCCGACGUGGUGUAACAAGCAUUGCCGUGACAUUGAAAGGGUUAAAAGAAAAGUGUGUGGACAGUCUGGUGUUUGAGACCCUUAUCCCCAAGCCCAUGAUGCAGCAUUAUAUAAGCCUCCUACUGAAGCACCGGCGCCUCAUCCUGUCAGGACCAAGUGGAACUGGCAAGACCUACCUGACCAAUCGUCUUGCUGAGUACUUGGUUGAGCGCUCAGGCCGUGAGGUCACCGAUGGCAUCGUCAACACCUUCAACAUGCACCAGCAGUCAUGCAAGGACUUGCAGCUUUACCUUUCCAACCUGGCCAAUCAGAUUGAUCGGGAAACAGGAAUAGAUGUGCCAUUGGUCAUUCUCCUUGAUGAUCUCAGUGAGCCAGGCUCAAUCAGUGAGCUUGUCAAUGGAGCUCUCACUUGCAAAUACCACAAAUGCCCGUACAUCAUUGGAACAACCAACCAGCCUGUGAAAAUGACUCCAAACCAUGGCCUGCACCUCAGCUUCAGAAUGCUGACUUUCUCCAACAACGUGGAGCCUGCCAAUGGUUUCCUGGUGCGCUACCUACGCCGGAAGCUUCUUGAGUCCGACAGUGAUGUCAAUGCCAACCGGGAGGAGCUGCUGCGGGUGCUGGACUGGGUGCCCAAGCUUUGGUACCACCUGCAUACUUUCCUAGAGAAGCACAGCACCUCUGACUUCCUCAUUGGCCCUUGUUUCUUCCUGUCAUGCCCCAUUGGAAUAGAAGAUUUCCGGACCUGGUUCAUUGACUUAUGGAACAAUUCCAUAAUUCCUUACCUUCAGGAGGGAGCAAAGGAUGGGAUCAAGGUGCAUGGACAGAAAGCUGCCUGGGAAGACCCUGUGGAGUGGGUGCGAGACACAUUGCCAUGGCCAUCAGCCCAGCAAGACCAGUCAAAGCUCUAUCAUCUUCCUCCACCUAGCAUGGGGCCACAUAGCACUGUCUCACCCCCAGAGGAGCGAAGCGGCAAGGAUACAACACCAAAUUCUCUGGAAUCAGACCCUUUGAUGGCAAUGUUGCUGAAGCUUCAGGAAGCAGCCAACUACAUUGAGUCCCCAGAUAGAGAAACGCUGGAUCCAAACGUGCAGUCUGCUCUCUAAAGAGGAGUGGAUCAGGAUGGAACAGUGAUCGGAGUGAGCUGGUCUCAGCUGCUUAUACUCCUCGUUCUUCUUUGUUUUUUGUAUCUGGAACCCGUGGCCUGGAACAGAAACCACAGAGGGCUGGGAGGCACCUGUUUCUUGCUUUGCAGUCUGUGCAGAUGGACAAGGAGAGAGGCAGCUCGCUCUUCCUCUGAAAGAUGCUGGCUGCCCUCCCCUCCCCCACAUGACUAUGGUGGUAGGAGAAUGCCAAUUUUUAUUUGUAGGUUUUGUGCCUCUGUCACAAACUCCUUGGCUUUGUAGCGUGACUGGGGGGAGAGGGGUGCAGGGAAGAUGAAUAAAUUCCACAGAUCCAGGUUGCCCCUCAUCAGAGUUCCUGUGUGGGGCACAUAUGCUUGAGAACUCCCCACAACUGGCCACUGCAUUAAUUGCAGAGCAAUGUUGGUUGGCGGAGUAGCAGCAAAGUUCGGGGUUUCCUACAAGGAGGAUCCUUAAAAUAAGGUAAACAGAAGCCUAGAAAAGGAACCUGUAAGCAUCGGAGCGGAAGAUUUUUCUGCUGCAGCAAAGCAACUGCUGGCACUCUCUGGGUACUUCCCCCUCACUCUGUCCUACCAACACAAAUACAGGCAAAGGCCUAGGACUGUUAAUCCUGUCUUUGUGCCCUCCUUAUUUAAUCUGCAUGAUGGUCCUUUUACAUUCAGAUUCCCAAUAAAAUCUGUUUUGUUUUGUU
Heteronotia binoei (common prickly gecko) is the source of this 6640-nucleotide messenger RNA. RefSeq names its product neuron navigator 1 (gene NAV1). Gene Ontology annotation, biological process: nervous system development; neuron migration; microtubule bundle formation. NCBI's taxonomy places the organism in Eukaryota, Metazoa, Chordata, Lepidosauria, Squamata, Gekkonidae. The record is from RefSeq and is a predicted model, not a curated record. The coding region runs from base 175 to 5913 and encodes 1912 amino acids. Gene Ontology annotation, cellular component: axon initial segment; microtubule cytoskeleton. The transcript has 30 exons. Gene Ontology annotation, molecular function: ATP hydrolysis activity.